Mollisia scopiformis is the source of this 1220-nucleotide messenger RNA. Its product is annotated as NAD(P)-binding protein. Lineage: Eukaryota; Fungi; Ascomycota; Leotiomycetes; Helotiales; Mollisiaceae. The transcript has 4 exons. The record is from RefSeq and is a predicted model, not a curated record. The coding region runs from base 143 to 1075 and encodes 310 amino acids.
GCCUGAAUUGACAGUGACAUUCAGCGGCGAUCAUUGCAUAGUUAUAUAAAUGUCUGGGCAUUAUUUUCGUUUUUCAAACAAUAUUAAAUUUAAAUUUGGUGAAAUAUAAAUAUAAGUAUUCAUCAGACUAUUGUCCCCGAAAAUGUCCAACAACACAAACCCCACUGUUGCUGGAGGGAAGAAGAUUGUCUUUACAGGAGGUUCAGGAAAAGCAGGGCGACAUGUGAUCCCAUACCUUCUAAGCAAAGGACACAAAGUCCUCAACCUGGACCUCGUUCCUUUUCCAGACACCUCAGUCGACGUUUAUACCAUGAAAACAGACCUCACAGACUCAGGCCAAGUCUUCAAUGCCUUAAUCUCUCAUUUCAACAUGACCGGCUACAGCGAUGGACCAAUUCCUGCGGCACCUGAUGUCGUUAUCCAUUUUGCUGCAUAUGCACGAAACAUGCUAGUCCCCGACUCAGAAUGUUUCCAAGCCAACGUCCGCAGCACUUACAACGUAGUUGAAGCAGCCUGCAAACUGGGCGUAAAGAAAAUCAUAAUCGCCUCCUCUGAAACGACAUACGGGGUAUGUUUCGCUCAAGGAGACGCCGAUUAUCAUUCUUUUCCUUUAGAAGAAGACUAUGAUGUCGAUCCUGAAGAUUCAUACGCACUCUCGAAAAUCUGCGGCGAGAAAACAGCCCGCACCUUCUCCCGACGCUUCAAAAACGACAUCUACGCUCUCCGCAUCGGCAACGUGAUCGAGCCGCACGAAUACGAGCGUGAUUUCCCAUCCUACAUCUCCAACCCCUCUUCCCGUAAACGCAACGCGUGGUCGUACAUCGAUGCGCGAGAUCUAGGCCAGAUCUGUGAUCUGGCGAUCAAGAAGAGCGGGUUGGGGUUCCAGGUUUUUAAUGCGACGAAUGAUACGAUUACGGUGAAGGGGACGACGAGGGAGUUUUUGGAGAGGGAGUGUCCCGGGACGAAGGUUACGAGGGAGAUGGGGGAGUUUGAGGCGCCGUUGAGUAAUAGGAAGGUUAGGGAGGUGUUGGGGUAUCAGGAUGUGCAUGAUUGGAGGAAGUAUGUGAAGGUUUAGAUGGCUGGGGGUUAAAAGUACUGCAAAAGUGGUGGUUUCGGUAGAUAGCUGUUCAAAAUAACUUCUUAAAGAUUGCAACAGAAAUGUCGUUGGAAGGACCCUAGUCGCCCUACUUCCCUGCUGUUCUCUGUGGGACGAAAGAGAU